Messenger RNA from Drosophila eugracilis, 466 nucleotides. RefSeq lists its product as uncharacterized. Bases 94 to 378 code for a protein of 94 amino acids. NCBI's taxonomy places the organism in Eukaryota, Metazoa, Arthropoda, Insecta, Diptera, Drosophilidae. The record is from RefSeq and is a predicted model, not a curated record. The transcript has 2 exons.
UAAGUUUAGACUGCAUUGACUGAUUGCAGAGUUCACACGUGCACGUGAAAUUACUACUAAAAAAAUAAUAAUAUAUUUUAUAAAAAUAGAACCAUGGCUUCUAUGGAUGAUUUUUUCAAUAAAGUGCAACGAAAACACCCGACAAUUAAUGAUGAUUUAAAGGCAAUUUUUAAAAACUCACAAAGCGAUUCACCACACCGCUCUAUCACCCUAUCACAAAUACGUGCUGCCUAUAGCCAACGAACUGGCGAGGAUUUCCCAGUCAAGGGCAGCACGCGAACCCAAAUGUGUUUUAUCCUGACAAUCCCCUAUAUCGCCUGCUUCACCAGUCGUAUCGGGACAUUGCGAUUUUUUACCUUCGAGGCGAAUCAGGAAUAAGGGUGCAGAUACACAUCACAUCUAGUCAUACCUGUGCAAUUUUUCUUUUAAUAUAACAUGCAAUAUAUUUUAAUUUUUAGUAUACAAA